GUUUACAGACAAGAAGAAUAGCUGGCAGAAUGGCUCCAUCAUUCUCAUUACAACUUAUAUCACCCAAAUAAACACCCUUAACAAAUCCACUUCAGUUUAUUAAAACUAACCCAAUACUCAAACUACCUUUGAUCACUUCUCACAUCCCAGCCCUAGGACUCAACACUAGCACACCCUCUUCAAUCAUUAGCCAUUCCCCAAAAUAGAGAAGACUGGAGUCCUCACAUCCCUGUUCAAUGGAUCAUUUAAAGGGCUUAACGAUUCCUCUUCUCUCAAUCUGUCUGUGCGCAAAUCAAAACUUGUUUUCUAAGGAAACUGACCAGAGUAGCAUUAUUGUUUGGAAGCCGUUAACCAAGGAACAGAGGAGAUUUUCGAUACCACAAUGUCGUCAGCAGAAUUUUGAACGACUUGGGUUCAGUUAUGACUCUGUCAGUGAUGAUUACAAACUCGUAGUAGCCACAAGUGCAUUGUCAGGAAGGAAGCUUGAUAAGGUCCAGUGCUUGGGCUUGGAGACGGGUUUAUGGAAAACUACUCAAUGCGAUACACAGUACCUGUUUGAUUUAUCAGGAGCAACCACAGAAUCCAAACAUGUCAAUGGCCGCAUCUAUUGGCUUAUUGAUCGUAAAGGACAAGAAGAAUGUGGGAUUGCGAGUUUUGAUUUGGCCACAGAUAGGAUGGGAGAAGAGGAAUCUCUAAGCUGGACAUUAUCCAAUGACUUUAAAAUGUAUGCUGCUUUGGAGCUCUCAAGAGAUUCUCUUUGUCUGGUGGUGUCUUUGGAUGGGGUGACAUAUGAUGUGUGGAUGAUGGAGGAAAAUCUGGUGACAAAUUCCAAAUUUUGGACGAAAUUGUUCAGAGUUCAUGGUACUGAUGGCAACUUCAACACCCCUUUAGAUGAUGAAACAAAUUGGGAUGUGACGUCUCCUAUCUGUUUCACCAGCAAUGGCAAAGUUCUGAUUUUUUCACAUGAAAGAGAUGAAUAUGCUAUUUAUGACCCCAAUGAUCAUUCAGUUAACAAGGUUGCAGAAUUUGGCAAUCACAGUGUCAGAUCCUGGCCUGUGAGUCUGUAUGUGGAGAGCUUGGUCUCCCUGGGUCGAUAGAUUCAAUCACUCAAUUCUAAUUUUAUUAAUAUUAUUUUUUUGUUCUAGUUUUAUUAUCUUCUUUAAUGUUGGGAGUGUCUGAUAAUAGAAGAGGGUGUGCUAUGGUGUUAAGAGUGCUGAGGCUGGGAUGUCAAAAGUGACUAAAGGCAGUUUGGUUGUUAGAGAAGUUUUAAUAUAGGUUGCAAUGGAUGUGUUAAGGGUGUUCUUUAAGGUGCUAUUAGUUGUAAUGAGAAGGAUGAAGCAAUUCUGCCAGCUAUUAUUCUUUGCUGUUGACAAGAACUCUGUGGUCUCAGCUUGUAAAUUUGGUUGUUAAAGGAAUGCUCAUUAUGGUUUUUAUUAUUCAUUAAUCAUGAGAAAGUGCCCUUGACAGUUCAGUUUUGUCUUGUCUUCGAUGAGUUUGAUGAGUCUUUGGAGCUAGAGGAGGUUCACAUUGUGAAAUUCUGCCAGGUGUGCCAUUGUCGAUAUUCUGUUAGAUUAUUAUGCUAAUCAAGGUGUGUGUGAAGAAGAGGUGAGGCAAGGGAGGCAUGACUCCCAUGAUAUUUGAUUUAUUUUUCCUGGAAUGCCAUGUGCAGAAAGGUGGAUUUUCUUGAUACAGUUCUAAUUUAUUGGUGUUGUUCACAAUUAUACUGCCUUUGUGCUAUUUUAUCUUCAAAAAUAUAUGGAGUGUAGAUUUGCGUGGAUUUGUCUAAGUUGAGCUUUAUCUUUUGUUAUUCUUCUUGGUUUAUUAGGUGUGUUGCUUGUGUUUGCUGUCAUUGUCCUGCAUUUUCGUUUAGUUCAGAGGUUCAAAGCCUAGAAACACUUCAGGGUUUUGUUUCCAUUUUUUCACAACCUUGGGAGGAUUUGUUGAAGCUUCGCCAGUGGGAAGGUUGUUUAGUUAUUGGGAACCCAAUUCAAUGUUGUAUUUUCUUAUGCUUCUUAUGGAUUUGUUUUAUGAUUUGGCUUUACGCACUUAGAUUUGGAUUCAAUU
Molecule: messenger RNA, 2064 nt
Organism: Rubroshorea leprosula
Lineage: Eukaryota; Viridiplantae; Streptophyta; Magnoliopsida; Malvales; Dipterocarpaceae
Source: the annotation of a GenBank genome assembly